Striga hermonthica is the source of this 750-nucleotide messenger RNA. The record is from the annotation of a GenBank genome assembly. NCBI's taxonomy places the organism in Eukaryota, Viridiplantae, Streptophyta, Magnoliopsida, Lamiales, Orobanchaceae.
AUGGUCGACCAGAUUCGCAAAGGGAACGUGUCAAACAAGUCGUUUAGUAGGAAAGGGUGGAAAUUCAUUUGUGAUAACUUCCGCAUCCAGACAGGUUACUGGUGGGAUAACGAGCAGCUCAAGAGCCGUUAUGUCACCUUAAAAAAACUGUAUAGCAAUGUGAAUUUGUUACUCGACCAUCCGGAUUUCAAGUUGGAUGAAAUAACUGGUUCGGUAACAGCCACCGAUGAAGCAUGGGAUAGAUACAUUAAGGAACAUCCGGAUGCCGAAACAGUGAGAAGCACAGGCUGUCCCAUAUACAACCAGCUGCGGACGAUAUUUGCCGAGCCAAGGGCUCACGAGGAAAUAAACGGGUCAGUAAAAGACAACUAUGUAAUUCCAUCUCCUAGCUACCCGGCCGUGAAGCUAGAGGAGCUGUCUCCAUCCGAGUCGGAAAAAUGCGCUGACGUGUCCAGUCGAAAGAGAGGGCGUAAAGGGAUUGAGAAUGCUAUUGCAAGAGGGAUACUAGAGAUGGCUGCAGCAAGCAAGCUCCGGGCAGAGGCCAUAAACAAGUUCAACGGAAGAUUUUCGAUUACGGACUGUGUUGGGGCACUGGACGAGCUGGAAGGUAUUGAUGACCGAGUUUAUUUUGCUGCUUUGGAUCUUUUUGUGAACCGUUGUGCGAGGGAGACAUUCUUGACUCUUGGAGUGGAAAAGCGUUUGACGUGGCUGCAGAGGAAGUGUUUGACCUUGACGAAUGCUCGUAUCUAA